AUGGGUCACACGGCCGCAACCAAUGGGUAUAAUUUAUCGAUUUUAGCGGCCACGAUGAUCCUCCUCCUCUGCACGGGCACGGCCGAUAGUAAAGCCGUGAGCCCAUUCUGCCGAACGGCAACAACCCACAAAAAAGAUCAAAGCGUAUGCACCGAAUUGGUGAAAAGGGCUAAAACAUGGGAUGAGGCCAUGACCAAUGGGAUCAAUGCGGUGAUAGAGAUAGCCAAGGCCCAAAAAGGGAAGGCGGUGGACACUGUUGAAGCAAAGCUGCCAAAAGGGUUGAGGCCCGCCACAAAGGAGUCGAUAACAAAAGGUUGCAAGGACGCGUUUGAUAUGUAUGUGUCGUACCUGGAAGACUGCAUUGGGUUCGUGAAGAAUGAUCCCGACUCUUCUCUCGAGACCAUACUUUCGGGCAACACCUUCUAUAACUGCAAAGACGGGUUCGAUGAGUUUCAGAUACAAAAUCCUGACGUAUAUCACUUUUACGACAUGACCACCUACUUCGCUGACAUUCUUCUCUCCAUUUAUCAAACCAAGCCUGCAGGCCACCAGUAA
Messenger RNA from Striga hermonthica, 555 nucleotides. Lineage: Eukaryota; Viridiplantae; Streptophyta; Magnoliopsida; Lamiales; Orobanchaceae. The record is from the annotation of a GenBank genome assembly.